Esox lucius (northern pike) is the source of this 3137-nucleotide messenger RNA. It is a transcript of the gene tuft1a, whose product is annotated as tuftelin 1a. NCBI's taxonomy places the organism in Eukaryota, Metazoa, Chordata, Actinopteri, Esociformes, Esocidae. Gene Ontology annotation, cellular component: intracellular anatomical structure. Gene Ontology annotation, biological process: intracellular signal transduction. The record is from RefSeq and is a predicted model, not a curated record. The transcript has 12 exons. The coding region runs from base 233 to 1405 and encodes 390 amino acids.
AGCUUCCUGGACCUGUAUACGUGACGUGAUAAAACCAGGAGGGAGUAUACGGACUGAUCAAAUCGUAAAACGGACGGAAGGUCUAUGUUAUAAUUUCCCUGUCGAAUACUCUAAGAUCAAGGACAAGAAAGUAAGGAAAAGAAGCGUCAAAACCAAGAACACCAUAUUCGCAAAUAAACGGAACUCCUUCAUUUUUAAAGAUUUAAGUGGAAUUUAUCUUACCUGUGUGAGAAUGAACGGAGUAACGCGCAGUCUUUGUACAUUUGAGGACAUCAGAGCGGAUAAGAGAACACCGGACGGGUGCAGAAGACUUCGGCUGACUCUUCAUGAGCAGACAGAGAGGACCAGGGAACCGCCCAGGAGCAAGCCAAUUGGACGAGCAUAUGCUCUGGUGCAGCCAGCCAAUGAGAGACCUCUGAAGCCUGAACCAAUCCAACCGUGUGAGGAGGAGGUGGAGAAGGUUGAGGUUAUUAAGGUGUAUUUGGAGGCUCGUAGACAGGAACAGCAGAGACACCAGCAGAGUCUCAAAAUGUUGUCAGAUGAAGUCUCCCAGAUUCAGGAGGUGAGAUACUGUCUGAAGACCCUCAGGGAACAGAUGGCUGCCAAGAAUAAAGGAGAACACCAGUGGCCUGCUAGCAGCUACAGAGUCAACACUCCCUCCAGUCAGAACAGCUCAACUUCCUCCAAGGGAAGGUCUGAAGAUGAUGAACAGGAUGGGGUGGCUGAAGCGGAGCGGGUGAAGAUGAGGGAGGUCAGUAAGCGCCUGUAUGCCCAGUUACAGGAGGCAGAGAGGAAACACCAGGAAGAGAGAGAGCGACUGCAGGCUGAGGGGGUGGAUCUGCGCCUGCGUCUGGGGGAGCAGGUGGAGAAACUGAAGGAGGUGGAGGAGAAAAGUGAGAGGAAGGACCAGAGGAUCGAGGAGCUCCACAGACUGCUGGGGGGCAUGGAGCAGGAGAGCAGAGCCCUGCGGGACACACUGAGGAACCGUGAGGAGGAACUCAGAGAACUACGCAAGAUCAGAGAGGAGGGCAGGAAUGAGCAGGAGAGGUCCGAGCAGUUGGAGAAGGAACUGGCCAUCCUGAAGGAGAAGAUUCAUCAUCUGGAUGACAUGCUGAAGAGCCAGCAGAGGAAGGUCAGACACAUGAUCGAACAGCUGCAGAACUCCCGUAUGGUGAUCCAAGAGAGGGACCGUGUCAUCAGAGACCUGGAGGAGAAGGUGGCUUUUCUGGAGGCUGAGAAUCGGGAGAUGCAUGACCAGAUGGACUACUUUCUGGGCGGUCAAAGGUCAAACUCAUAUCUCUCAUCAGAACGCAACACCCAGAUUGUCUACAGUAAACCACUGAAACCCACCAACUCGUCCAACAAACCUCUUCCCCUUAUUAAAGUCAUUGAGAUCAAAUCCUGAACUGGUGAAAAUGAGAGAAGGCUAAAGAGAUGGAGGGAGAAGGGGCUAACCAAACCGCCCCAAACCGGCUAAGCUAGCUAACAGCGUUAUGGACUGAAACAGCCCACAACAACACAGUGUGAACUGAGGUUGCCACAGCAACAUAUACACUUUAAAACUAACCCGUUUUCAUGAUCCUUAAACAUCCACGGCCACACUUUGACUGGACACUAUGCAGUGUGUAUGUGCAUAGCUUUGGAUUAUGUGUGUGUGUGUACUUUCAUGUAAAUAUCUGUAUUGUAGAUAUUGAUAGAGCUGGUUUGCAAUAGACAUUAUUUAUUUCGAGCAGACAGCCUAUUUUUUCAAACCCAGUGUCAAGGUCUGUUGUGUUUUGUUGAAGGCAGUCUGAAGGACUUAAAUAACGGCAGACCCACGUCAGAACCCUGAGCUCAGUCAUAAAACCGUAGUUCACAGAGAAAUUCAUGUCAAGAGGGGGAGACCAAAGUGAGAGAUACAGUAAUUCCUCAAGCCAGAUGGCUACUCGUGCAUUCUAUCAAAGGCUUCAUGUGAGACAUCUGCACUAUUUCGUCUGAAUGUUUGCAUUGGAAGGGAGAGAUCGGAGCGUAAACACGUGAAGGAUAAUGACGUUACUGGCUUUCCACUGGCGGCGGAGAAAACAAUUGGUUUUUGCGUGAACAUAAUUCCUGCCCAAAGUUUAAGCCAUGCCUAACCAAACCUGUGAUUUGAGAGUUGUUUGUCUGAAGACAACACACCCACGAACAAUGUUGUUCCUCAAUUUCCAAAUGUGCAAGAAAAGUUAGCAUUGUUACCAGACCUUGUGCUGUUUCCCAAGGGCUUAACUCAGACCGAAGAGACGGAUGUUAAAAAGAGUAGAUCAUUGUUUUCUUUGAUCGAGACGCUCCUCUAUUGAGGUUUGCUACAACAUAUUGUGUAGUGUCAUUGAGAACCAUGUACACCUGAAGGAUUGAAGAUAUUGUUUCACAGAUUGCUCCUCUUUCCCCUGUAACCUGUGACUCCACUCCUGUGGUCGGUCAUCUACUGUGAUUAUGUUCACUUCCUCAUCUUCCUCUGUUAGAAAGCACUUAAGCCAAACAAUCUUAGACCUUCUGUAAAUAAAGUAUAUAUGGCCACAAAAUGGUCUAAUGAGGAUUCAUGGUUUGAUUGCAAAUUAAAGGCUGUUUUGAUGUUACAUUAUUCACAUUCAUGGACAUUUUAACGUGCCCUGUGGUGACUAUUCAGAAAUAAUCAGUGGGUCAGUUGUCCUCUCUAGAGACUUCUCAACAUAUUGUCGACAUGUAGACAAAACACAAUAAAACCCACUGACUGAAGACCAUUAGGGGGUGCUGUUUUUCUUCAGUUGCAUUUUUUGGCUACAUGUUGACAGGAUGUUUAGCAGCCACUAGAGGGACCAUUCACCCAUUGAGCAUUUCUGAAUAGGCAUCACUGGGUAGAGAAAAACACUGACCACUGCAGUAACAGGUUGAAUUCUAUUACUAAUUCUGAUAGUGAUGAUGUAGUCCAACAAGCUAAACACAUCUUGACAUCACCCACAUUUCAGUAUUGCAUUUCAGAUCCCUGAAGUUUCAUCUUCUUGUACAGAACGAUGUUUGUUUGGCUUUGAAAUCCCAGUCUUUUCAGACUAAGUAGUCCGUUCAGACUAAUAAUUACUGUGUGACAUUUUUGAUUUAUUUAUGUGAAAAUAAAACUGUCAUAAGGAGACUGUUUUGUAGAG